AUGCUCAGGUCCUGGCAGAACAACCAAAGUCUGUCCCCAGCUGGAAGGAACCGGUGGCUGAAAAUGAAACAGCAUCCUUUCCCCUUCCCUUUGAUCUUCGCUCUCUACUGCUUCUGUACUCUACAGUUCACCUCAGGGUUUCCUCAGCCUGUCGCCGGUUCUAUAGAUGCUCCAGACGUUCCUAAAAGAGAGCUGGCACUGUGUUUCAGUCAGUGGACAGAACUGUCUAAUCAACCCCAGAUCUCCAGUAAAGUAAUGGAUCUUUGUAAUGCUAUUUUUAAUAGCAUGCAGAUAGAGGAGGAAAACAACGAGAACAUAUAUAAAAGAUUUUUAUUUCACUACUCCAGAAUUCAAGAACCAACAUAUCCAUUUAAAAUUGGGGAAUCACAAAUUGCUGCUGCAGAGUUUACAAAGAAGGUACGUUAA
Messenger RNA from Gopherus evgoodei (Goodes thornscrub tortoise), 426 nucleotides. RefSeq names its product neuromedin S (gene NMS). The record is from RefSeq and is a predicted model, not a curated record. Bases 1 to 426 code for a protein of 141 amino acids. NCBI's taxonomy places the organism in Eukaryota, Metazoa, Chordata, Testudines, Testudinidae. The transcript has 7 exons.